GGUAACUGCAAAAAAAAACUCGAGCUUUUAUAACCCACAAACUGUAGACACGUGUCAGUCGGUCGACAGGAGGAGAAUCAGAUUCCUCUCUCUAAUCGAAGAUACUUGGCCUCGCCGCCGCGUCAAAGGAACCAUUUUGGCUUCUGCUUGAGGUUUUAGGGGGAGGUUUGAUUGUUGAGUCUGAAAGGAGUUAACUUUGAUUCUCGUACUCGAAUCUUGAUUCAGCAAAUGGCGUCUUCGUUCUGGAACAUAGCUUAUCAACAAGCAAUGAAAAGCGGUGUGCUUGUCGCCAAAGUCUACUCCUUUCUCCAUGUAACCACUAACUAUCUCGCCUUCCCUGCUUAUGCUUUUGGUCCGAGCAUGAUCCCCACGCUUCAUCCUUCGGGUAAUGUCGUGCUGGCCGAACGAAUCUCCAAACUGAGUCGUGGAGAUGUCGUUGUCUUUCAGUCUCCUGAAGAUCCUAACAAGCUUCCGACCAAGAGAGUGGUUGGACUUGAGGGAGACUCUGUAAGCUUCGUGGUUGAUCCGGGGAAGAACGAUGAAUCAAGAACCAUUGUGGUUCCUAAAGGGCAUGUCUGGGUGGAAGGUGACUAUACUCAGAACUCUAGAGACUCUAGAAGCUUUGGUCCUGUACCUUAUGCUCUUGUUCAAGGCAGAUUGCUUUGGAGGGUUUGGCCAUUUCAAGAUUUUGGACCCAUUGGGAGUUAGCUUGGUUGGUCCUUUUUGGCGGUUUGUGAGUUUAGUAAUCUGGUUGUUAAGCCAGGUGACUCUGGCGGUUAGCUAUAUGAUGGAGAGAUUGAUACCAUGUGAGAUCACUAUAGAAUAGUGUUGGUGAUUUGCUGGUGUUUGAUACCUUGUAUGUAAGUCUAUUACAAGUAAAUGAUUCAUUUGAUUAGAUGCUGAUGAACUAAUUUCCAAGAUUUUAGCAUAUAAUCGAAGAAUGAGUAACCAUUUAUGUUUCUUACAUGUGAAGAUUAUAUCUAAAAUUGUUAAGUUUUCUCUUGUCUACAUAAAUUGCGAAAGUUCAGAUGCUUUGCUCUCAAGUGAAAGGCUUUCAGUUCAGAUGCUUUGCUCUCAAGUCAAAUUUUGGUAGUGGAAACUGUCUCAAGAUCAUAAGUUAAUGCAUAGACGUUGUGAAGUAUGUAAGCUCUUUGACUAAUUUUUCAUUUGUGUGAUUAGUCUGCUUUGCUGCUGCUGCUGCUGCUUUGUUUGUGAAAGGUUAAGGCUUAGUAAUGAACAAACAUGUAUGUGUGUGUGUUUCCGAGCUUUCGAUUCACCAUUUCUUCCUCAUAGCUCUUUGUGAUUGCAGGACAUCUACUGAUCUACAAGUGAAUACUAUAUAUUUUGACUCAGUGAAUUAAACUACGGAAAAGAAGUCAGCGACUCAGUGAAUGAAUCUUUAAAAGUUAGGUGAAUAUUAACACACCUAAGCACAAUGUGGUAAGUGAGCUUUUGUAAUGCGUUAAACUGUUUGGUAGGCAAUCGUUGUUAGCAUGCAUUCAACCGUCAUUCUCGUAGAUUUGGACAUUAAGGUACAUUUGCUAGUAGUUGACAAACACUUAACAAUCUUUUGAUAACAACUAUCAUUCUCGGAGAUUUGGACUUUAAGAUAGGUACAUUUUGCUAGUAGCUAACACACACUUAACAGUAGUUAACAAACACUAACAACGUCCUUAUCUCUUCCUCUAUAAAUAAAGAUUACAAGUGCAUGUCUUAUCUAUAUUUCAACAUCACAAAUAUAAAAGAAAGAAACUAAAAGCAGCGACGGCCAUGGCAAGAAGAAAUGAGGAUCUAGAGUCAUCAUACCUCGUUCUCAAGACCCAAGUCACAAAGAUGGAGAAGGAACUAGACCGUUUGCGGAAGUUAACUCAGGAGUUAACGUCGGAGAUAUCUCAUUUCAUGUUCCUCGACAAUGGUGUUAACCUUGGUAACUUUUCUCAAACCGAGAUUGAUAAUUUAAAAUCAAAUUCACGCAAGAAGAUUACAUGUUUGAGUAGACAGUUAUGGCAUCCUUACACAAGUGUCAACAACGAGCCAACUCUUGGGGGUGAGGUCCCAAAGGAGAGAACUGUCUAUUUGAUGGAUGAGUGGUUCAUGGAUCCAUCUGAUAAGGAGGAUGAGAUGAAGAAGGCCUGUGAAGGAGAGAGCAGCAAGUCUGGUGGUGCGGCAAUGGGAAAGGGGAGAACUGUCUAUUUGAUGGAUGAGUGGAGGAACAUGGAUCCAUGAUCCAUCUGAUAAGGGGGAUGCCUAAUGAAGCAGCUAGUCGAGUAAUAAAAUUAAUGUCGUCUUGAAAUAAAGUUGUUGUUGUGUCUUUGCAUGCUUAUUUCAUAUUUUUAGUUUUUGUUGCUUUGGUCAAAAGCUUCGGUCAUGUGUUCUUGUUGUUGUGUCUUAAACUUUUGUGUCUUUGUUUUUGCAUAUGUUAACCUAAAAUAAUGCAAAUGUUUUCCCUUUGCAAA
Messenger RNA from Brassica napus (rape), 2456 nucleotides. RefSeq names its product mitochondrial inner membrane protease subunit 1. Gene Ontology annotation, molecular function: serine-type endopeptidase activity. The record is from RefSeq and is a predicted model, not a curated record. The transcript is spliced from 3 exons. Lineage: Eukaryota; Viridiplantae; Streptophyta; Magnoliopsida; Brassicales; Brassicaceae. Gene Ontology annotation, cellular component: membrane; mitochondrial inner membrane peptidase complex. The coding region runs from base 229 to 708 and encodes 159 amino acids.